Messenger RNA from Paramecium tetraurelia, 1401 nucleotides. RefSeq lists its product as uncharacterized. Lineage: Eukaryota; Ciliophora; Oligohymenophorea; Peniculida; Parameciidae. The transcript has a single exon. The record is from RefSeq and is a predicted model, not a curated record.
AUGAUAUUUGAGAUAGGUGAAAUAUUUACAGUCUAAGAAUCAUUGAAAGACGAGAAAAUAGCAAAAAAUUUAGAUUUAGAUGUUGGUUCUUUGAAUGAUUUUCUUGAUUUGAGAUCCACUGAUCCAAAUCCUCGUUUACCUAAUAGGAGAUUGGAUCGUAAAGCAUAAAAGAGAUAAGAUCAAAUUCCUAAGAAAUUUGAAUAAGCAAAGGAGGAGAAGGAAACAGUCAAAGCCUCAGAAAUAAUCUCCAACAUUAUUAAAGAUGUAUUUAAGAUGGACAUAAAUGAAUUUGAGCAAAUGAAUUCACCUGAAAAACUGAAUAAAGAAUAUAAAUUUUAAGAAAUUGAUCCAGAAAAAAGGAAAUAUUUAAGAAUGAAAAUACCUCUCAAUAAAAGGUAGGAAUAAUUCGAGUAGGAGUUAUUAAAUGUGAAAUCUGACUUAAAAUUAAAAAUAUAAGAGAUUCGUAUGCCUUAAUUAAAAAAUGCUGGUAAUAAUUCUUAAAAGGAUGACAAUACCUUCAGUAGACCUAAUUCUUAGAAGAUUAAAUAGAAUUCAAGUUCAAAUAAAUUGUUUUUUAAUUCAAGUAAUGAAGUAGAUGCAAUUGAUUCUCACAUUUGGUUAUAAAGUAGAUUGGAAAGAAUAUUAAAAUUGAAUUCACACAAUCUAGACACAUAGAAGGCAUGGAAAGAAUAUUGGAGCAACGUAAAUUGUACUGAUUUUAAAACAUUCUAAGAAUAUCAACAAUAACAUAAGAAACCACAUCUUGCAUCAGACUUAGUCACUAUCAAUUAUGGUGGAGAGAAAUCUGCUAAAUAUUAAAAGAAUGAUAAUGAGAUUUCUGUAAAUAUCAAGAAUUCAUCAUCACUCACAAUAAAGAAUAAGUAGAUUACUAGUGAACAUAUUAUUUAUUUAUCAAUGAUUUAACCUCCUUUGAUAAGUCUAUUAAGAGUAGAAUUGAUAAAAACUUAAUUAAAUGAAACUGCAUUCAAAUUAUUAACUACUUUAUUGAGUGAAUGUAAAAGAUUAGAAUAUAUAAAUAUAUCCAGUAAUACAUAUCCUAGAAAUCAAUCGAUUAAAAUAUUAUUACUAGAUUUGUAGAAUCUCAAAAUCUUGAAAAUGUCAGACAUGAUGAUAUCAACCAAGUAUUUCUUAGAUCUCUGUGAAGUUUUGGUCUAAACUAAUAUUUAAGAGAUCGAUCUGAGUAACAAUCUAUUAGAUCAUCACGCUUAUGAUGCAUUAAUUACUUUAAUUAAAUAUUUACCAUCAUUAACAUAAAUGGAUUUCCAAUACAAUGAUAUUUUAUAGAGUGCAAAUUUGCCACUUUAGAAGAAAUAAUAAUCAUGGGAGUACUUAGAAAAAGUGAAAUUGAGUUAUUAAAGGAGAGUCAAUAUUGUAUUAUGA